GCCCGUUACAUUCUCUCGCCGUUGAUCGACGCCGCCUUCGCCUCUUCCCUGCCCAAAGACCCAUUUCUUCCUUCUCGUCGACCGCCUGCGAAUUCUACUCUCUGCCAGAUCAAGCCCGUGACUGCUGGGCGGGGUCGAGAAGCGAUGGAGCAGGAGAUGGCAGAGGAGAGAAACCGGACGGUUGCGACCGGAAGUGUGCUCUAUGAAAUCCGUCAUCACGCAUCGGCGGAUCUCCCAUCAGAUACGUCUCCGCCGUCGGUCGCCAGUAGUUCCAGCGGGGGCUUUCUCUCCUAUCUCUCGCUCAGAGGCGUUGUCCGUUUCAAGGAAAGGUGGUACGAGUAUAGGAGGUCCAGGGCAGUGAACAGGAAGGUGUCACUCAUUGUGUCUUCUGGCGGCGAGCAUGUGGCUGUUGCAGUUGGAAAUCAAAUUAACAUUUUUCACAAGGAUGAUGACUAUAUGAACCCAUGCGGUGUAUAUACAUGUGAUAAACAUGUGGUGUUUCACAGUGGAGUUUGGUUGGAGACAUGGGAUAUUCUUGGCAUGAUUGAUGAUCUUAGUACCCUCUAUGUUAUCAGAACUAAUGGGGAAGAAAUAUUAAGGAGGACUAGGAGCCAGCUAAAGUUAUCUGCACCUAUCAUUGCUCUUAUUUGCUUGUAUGGCAUCCACAUCAUAACAGAAGAUGGUUUGGUGCAUCAUAUUGAGAUUGCUAAAGAACCCAAUGUAUCAGUAUCUCAACCACUUGCUCCAAGUGGUCAUCUACAUCUGCCCUAUAAGGUGACUUGCUUGGAUUUUCAUCAAGAUCUAUCUUUGAUAACUGUAGUCUGUGGCAGCAUGUCAGUGAGCUCUGAGGACAAUUCUGGUAGUUACUCUCUGCACAUAAUAAGAAUUACUGCAAAUUCAGAAACAGAGUUAGUAGUUUCUAGUGAAAAUUGUGAAGGAAAGUUUGACUCUACUAAAGGAUGCCCAAAUGGCUACAGUCAUCCAAAGGUGGCAAUCUCACCACAGGGAAACUAUGUUGCCACUCUGGAUUUUAUGGGAUGUGUAGAUGUUUUCAAACUUGAUGUUCAACAACGGUCUCUUUCUCUUCAUUCUUUUGCGGCAAAGCAACAAGAGAAAUUAGAUAUAGCAGCACAUAAAAAGAAGAAAUUCUUCUAUGACAUUGGUGAUAUCACUUGGUGGACAGAUGAUAUUCUUGUUGUUGCAGGCACUACUGGCGAUAUUUUCAUGUAUGAUAUACUUAACUGUACAAAACUUUCAGAAAAUGAACCGAUGUUUUGCAUGCCACUCAUUGAAAGACCCAAAGAUUGCCAAGGAUUUAUUUUCCUGUUGGAAAAUUCAUUGUCUGUAGAUAAUACACUAAUUACUGAGGAAGUGAAACAUAAACAGGAAAAUCUUAAACCAUCCUGGAGUUUGUUUUCAUUCUCUAGGAGAUCUGCUUCAGAAAUGUAUACUCUCCUGAUAAAAAUUCAACAAUACCAGGCUGCUUUAGAGUUUGCUUCAAAUCAUUGUCUUGAUACAGAUGAAGUUUUCAAAGCCCAGUGGUUGAGUUCUUCUAAUGGCAUCCCUGAAAUAAAUCUAUACCUAUCAGAGAUCAAGGAUUUGGACUUUGUACUGUCAGAAUGCAUAAAUAGAGUUGGGAAUACUGAAGAGAAUGCACGGGCUCUACUUUCUCAUGGCCUUUGGGUAAGUGACCAAUAUAAAUUUUCUGAUUUCAGCAUUAAUGACUGCAGCUCAAUCUGGAACAUCCGGAUGUUUAGACUGCAGUUGUUGCAGUUCAGAGAUCGGUUGGAGACGUUCAUGGGUAUAAGUAUGGGAAGGUUUAUGGCACAUGAUUAUAGCAAGUUUCGCUCUAAGCCACUUGAUGAAGCUGCUGUAGCACUUGCUGAAAGCAGCAAAAUUGGAGCUCUGAACCUACUCUUUAAGCGUCAUCCAUAUUCAAUCACCCCAAAUAUUUUGAUUAUACUAUCCUCUAUUCCUGAAACUGUUCCAGUUGAAUCAUACAGUCAGCUGCUGCCUGUGCCAUCUCCUAGAACAAAUGCUUUAAGAAAUGCAGAUUGGGUUGAAUGUGAAGAGAUGCUAUCCUUCUUAAAAAGCCUGCCAAGCAGAUCAGAAAAGAGCAACGAAAUUUUUACAGAAAAUUUAUUGAGACUUUCUACAGGCUAUAUUUGGCCAUCACUAUCUGAUAUUUCUUCUUGGUACAGGAAAAGAGCUGAGGAUAUUGAUAACUUGAGCGGCCAGCUGAAUAAUUGCCUUUCGCUCAUCCAGUUUGGAUGUCAAAAUGGUAUUUCAGGGUUACAGCAACUUCUGGAGGAUAUUUCAUAUUUACUUCAAAACAUCUACUCUGAUGAUUAUGAUGAAGAAUUUACCAUGAAUCUUGUAACUUGGGAACAACUUCCAGAUUAUGAGAAGUUUAAAAUGAUGCUCAAGGGAGUCAAAAAGGAGGCAAUAGUUAAAAGACUGCAGGAAAAUGCCAUUCCCUUUAUGCAAAACCGAUUCAACUCCAAGGCAUCUGAUUCUGCAGAUGAGAAAAAGGAAGACAACAAAGAUUCCUUCCUAGUUAGAUGGUUGAAGGAGGUUGCUGCAGAGAAUCACUUAGACCUAUGUCUGUUAGUCAUUGAAAAUGGUCAUGGGGAUUCAUCUGUUGGUGAACUAUUUAAGGAUGACAUCGUACUAAUAGAAACAGCAUUGCAUUGCAUUUAUUCAUGCACCCUUACCAACCAAUGGAGCUUGAUGGCGUCCAUUUUGUCAAAGCUUCCACGAAACAUUCAAAGAGAUAGCCUAUUUGCUUCUGAUAAAAAUGUCAAUCCAAGUUAUCCUAAAUAUGAUUUUGAAAACUCAAAAAUUUCUUUUGUAAACUAUGAUCUUGAAGGAUCAAUUUCUGACAGUUUUAAAUAUGUCAGCAAGUUGUCAACUUUUGAUAGCUGGGAAAAGAGGAUAAAACUUGCAGAGGGUCACAUAGAAGUUGGAAGAUUGAUGGCAUAUUAUCAGGUUCCAAAACCAAUAUCCUUCUUCCUAAGUGCUCAAUCUGAUGAAAAAAAUGUUAAACAACUUCUUCGUCUGAUUCUAUCAAAAUUCAGUCGUCGCCAGCCAGUUAGAUCAGAUAAUGAUUGGGCUACCAUGUGGCGUGAUUUGUUAUCUUUUCAGGAAAAAGCAUUUCCUUUUCUUGACCUAGAGUACAUUCUAACAGAAUUCAUCAGAGGGCUUCUGAAAGCUGGAAAAUUCUCCCUUGCAAGAAACUACCUUAAAGGCACUGCUUCAGUUUCUUUAACUAGUGGAAGGUCUGAAAAUCUUGUCAUUCAAGCUGCAAGAGAGUAUUUUUUUUCAGCUUCAAGUCUUUCCUGCAGUGAAAUCUGGAAGGCUAAAGAAUGUUUGAGCCUUUUAUCAAGUAGUAAAGCUGUUAAAGCGGAAGCUGACAUGAUUGAUGCUCUCACUAUUAGACUUCCAAACCUCGGGGUUUCUCUUCUACCCAUGCAGUUUAAACAAAUUAAAAACCCGAUGGAAAUUAUUAACAUGGCAAUUACAAGCCAAGCUGGUGCUUAUCUAAAUGUAGAAGAGCUAAUUGAAAUUGCUAAACUCCUUGGGUUGAACUCCCCAGUUGACAUUGCUACUGUAGAAGAAGCCAUAGCCAGAGAAGCUGCUAUUGCUGGGGAUCUUCCAUUGGCUUCUGAUCUCUGUCUAGUCCUAGCAAAGAAAGGCCAUGGAUCAAUUUGGGACUUAUGCGCUGCAAUUGCACAGGGUCCCCAUCUUGAUAAUAUGGAUUCAUCUUCCAGGAAGCAGCUCUUGGGUUUUGCUCUAAGCCACUGUGAUGAGGAAUCCAUUGGAGAGCUUCUGAAUGCAUGGAAAGAGGUAGAUACAAAUGUUCAAUCUGAGCAUUUAAUAACUUCGUCUGGAGCUAGUUCACAAAAAUUAUUUAGCUCAUCACUUUUGUCAGAUGGCACCAAAGAAAUAUUUGACCGAUGGGAUGGCUCAAACCCUGGAAAACAUGGCUUAUAUCUUAAUGGUGAUGAAAUACAAUAUGACCAGAUCAAAGAUUUACUUUCUAAAGUUGGUACGGAAUUAGAGAGUGAAAUUGGAGUGUGUUGGGAUACUGUUUUAAGAGAAAAUAAAAAAGUACUCUCGUUUGCCGCUUCCAAACUUCCUUGGCUUCUUGAGUUGUCUGAAAAAGAAGAAUAUGGUAAACUCUCCGCUCCAUGGUCCAAAUUUUCUUUUAGAAAUCAUGUUAACACACGUAUGCAGGCAUUGCUAAGUAUACUCUGUUGGAUGGGUAAUGAUAAUAUUGCUCCAGCUGAUGACAUGAUCAAGUCUCUUGCCAAAUCUCUAUUGGAACCUCCUUUUACUGAAGAGGAUGACAUACUAGGAUGCUGUGUUUUAUUAAAUCUUGUAGAUGCUUUUCAUGGAGUAGAAAUUAUUGAGGAACAACUAAAGAGAAGGUCGGAAUAUGAAAAAGUAUAUAGCAUCAUGAAUGUUGGGAUGGCGUAUUCUUCGCUUAACAAUGCUCAGAAAAAGUGCUCAAAUCCUGAGCAAAGAAGGAAGUUGUUACUUCAAAUGUUUCACGAGAAGCAAGUAUCAUUUAGUUCAGAUGAAAGGGAACAGAUUGACAAAAUGCAAUCAACAUUUUGGAGAGAGUGGAAGAGCAAACUAGAAGAUCAGAAAAGAUUUGCAGAUCAAGCAAGAGAGUUGGAGCAAAUAAUUCCUGGAAUAGAAACUGCUCGCUUUCUAUCCAGGGAUAUGGUGUACAUAAAGAGUGUUAUGUUCUCAUUCAUUGAUACUGUAAAACAGGAGAAGAAACACAUUCUUAAGGAUGCAGUGAUGUUGGCAGAUGCAUAUGGUUUGCACCGCAUUGAGGUAAUACUACAUUUCUUUGCUUGCACCCUUGUGUCUGAACACUGGGAAAAUAAUGAUAUCUUGGCAGAAAUUUCAGAAUAUAGAAAUGACAUUGUCAAAUGUGCCAAGGAAGUCAUUGACAUUAUUCACAAAGUUGUCUAUCCAGAAAUCUAUGGACAUAACAAGGAAAGACUUUGCUACAUGUAUAGCGUGCUCUCAGCUUGCUACUUGCGCUUGAAAAGGGAUGGAGACUCAUUGAUACCAACAUAUGGGGAUCAGGGGCAUAUUCAUACAAUGGAGCCAUUUGAAUUUUACAAGGUUCUUGAACAAGAAUGCCAAAGAGUCUCAUUCAUCAAGGAUUUGAACUUCAAAAAUAUUGCUGGAUUGGAUGAUUUGAACUUUGAGCAUUUCAAUGAUGAAAUCUGUACUAACAUUUGUGAAGCUACUGUGGAAGCACUGGCAGAUUUGGUGCAGGCUCUUGUUGCAAUCUAUGAUGUCUCACAUGCCAAGGAACUCAUAUCAAGAGAGGGUGUUUAUAAGCAUUAUGUCUUGGCUAUUUUGUCAUCUUUAGAAGCUCAGAAUGAAGCUAUGACUGAUAGCAUUGAGGCUUCUGAGCUGUACAAGUUUUUGAUGCAAAUUGAGCUGAGUUAUGGUAAGUGCAAGAAGUAUGCUAGAGCUCUUCCUGAGGCAGAUAUGUCAUAUGUUUUCAGGAGAUUUUGCACACUAUGUUUUCCUCAUAGUUUAAGAAGCCUACCAGAGGAUCCUUCAUGGAAGGAUUGCCUUCUCAUUCUUUUGACCUUUUGGAUCAACUUGGUGGAUGACAUUCCUGAGAACUCAAACAAUGUCUUUGAAGAAAAAUUAUUCCACACUGACACCAAGAUUUUCGUAAGGUGUCUGAUAGUGUUCAAAAACAUGUUGGUGGAUGAUGAGAUUUCAGUAAAUCAAGGCUGGAGUACCAUCUCCAACUAUGUCCAAGAUGGUCUUCUGGACCUUUUGGUACCAGAUGUUUCAGCAUUUGUGAAAGCUAUGGUAGUCUCAGGUAGUGCUUUUAAAUCAAUUGCUGAAGCAUGCUACAAAGUAGGAUUAUUUUUAGAAAUACCCAAUCAGGAUACUGCUGUUGAGUAUAUUCUCAAUCUUUAUAUGAAUUUGGCUGAGGAAGUUCUAGCUCAUUUAGACUUGGAAUUAGGUAAACCCAAAAAGUUGCAUUAUCUGCUGUCCUCUCUGAGUAGAUUGGCGGUUAACCAUACUGAAGAUCUUAAGAUGGUCAGGUUGGAGGUUUGGGAGAGGCUGAGAGAAUUUUCAGAUAACAUGCAUUUAGCAAGCCACACCAGAGUAUAUGCACUGCAGUUGAUGCAAUGUAUUACAGGAAUAAACCUGAAAAGUCUUCCAGCUGAACUUGUUUCAGAGGUAGAACCUUGGGAAGGCUGGGAUGAGUCUAUCAGUACAAAGGCCUCCAAUACUUCUGGAGGAGUAGAUAUAUCUACUAGUGUUACGAGUACUUUGGUUGCACUUAAAUCUACUCAGCUUAUCUCAGAAAUUUCCCCAGAUAUUGAGAUCACUUCAGAAAGCUUAACGAGCCUUGAUUCAGCAGUCUCUUGCUUCUUACAUUUAUCUGAAAAUGCUACUCGUGUCGAACAUCUUAGUGUUCUUCAGGUUAUUUUGGAAGAAUGGGAAGAUUUCUUCUCUAUGCAAACUGAUAGGGAAAACAAAAUUGAAUCACCAAAAGAAUCAAACAACUGGAGCAAUGACAAAUGGGAUGGAGGAUGGGAGGAACUAGAUACUACGGACACAAAAAUCAAGGGUUCUGCAACCGUUAGGCCCCUUCACGCUUGUUGGAUGGAAAUUAUUAAAGGACUUAUUGGGUUUUCUGAACUACAUCUUGUCAUGAAUUUGCUUGACAUAUCAUCUGUAAAAUCUGAUACUGUGCUUCUGGAUGAAGAUGAAGCCCAUUCCCUGUUGCAACUUGUGAUUGUGAUGGACUGCAUCAUGGCUUUGAAAUUAGUCUUGCUUCUCCCAUAUGAAAACCCCCGUUCUCAGUGCCUAUACAUGCUCGAGAGUAAAUUAAAAUCUGGAAGUAUUCCAAAUGGAUCUUCCGCCAAUAACCAUGAGCUUCUUGCGAUUGUACUAUCAUCCGGGGUAGUACGAGACAUCGCCACUAAUCCAUCUUUCUACAAAGUAUUCUCAUAUAUCUGCUAUACAGUUGGUCUUCUUGCUCAGGAUUCCCAAGAAGACCUGCUUAAUUCUUGUGGGAAUAAUGAAAGUAGACCAAAACGAAAUGAAUCAUUAUUAUUUGUCAGAGUUCUCUUGCCAUUUCUCAUAUCAGAACUUGUGCCUGGAGGUCAACCUUUGAUAGCUGGGUUUAUUGUGUCGAAAUGGAUGCAUACUCAUACAUGCCUAAGCAUGAUUGAUGUUGUGGAAACUAGUCUAAGACGAUAUUUGGAACAGCAAAUCCUACAAUUAAAGAGUUUAGCCGACCAUGAAUUUGGUAUCGUGGAGGACUCAUCUCAAUCAUUACUCAACACAUAUUUGAAUUUAAGGACCAAAUUGCAUACCCAGCUACAAUCUGCAUUAUUGCUCCUUCCUGAGAGUGACACCAGAUAGGUAUUUGUUUUGAGUGCUGGAGCUGUGGGAGGUAUAGAAAUCUGGCAAUUAAUUGCAAUGAUGAACUUUGGGGGUAAAAAAAAGAUUCAACUAUGACGCAAAGUUCUUUCCGACGGUUCGUUAAUCAACUUUUGUAAAGAAGUCUGUAUUUUAUCUUAACAGUUUAUUUUUUUCAUAUGAAAAAUUUUUAGUUAGUGUUAUACCAA
Molecule: messenger RNA, 7631 nt
Organism: Zingiber officinale
Lineage: Eukaryota; Viridiplantae; Streptophyta; Magnoliopsida; Zingiberales; Zingiberaceae
Product: MAG2-interacting protein 2-like
Exons: 11
Coding region: 145-7425 (2426 amino acids)
Biological process (GO): retrograde vesicle-mediated transport, Golgi to endoplasmic reticulum
Cellular component (GO): endoplasmic reticulum membrane; Dsl1/NZR complex
Molecular function (GO): SNARE binding
Source: RefSeq, a predicted model, not a curated record